Messenger RNA from Fusarium venenatum, 258 nucleotides. Lineage: Eukaryota; Fungi; Ascomycota; Sordariomycetes; Hypocreales; Nectriaceae. The record is from RefSeq and is a predicted model, not a curated record.
AUGGCAGGAGAGUUUUCGUUCUUGACUCUGCAACCUAGUGACAAGGGCGGGAACGUGCUCUGCCUUGAGCUUGAUAAUUACUAUGACGAUCUCAUUGAGGAACACCCCAACUUGGAUUUCAAGGUCCUUCCACGAAAUAUCUACGAUGGACCAACAGUAAACGGUUUGUUAUCAGCCGGCGAUAGUACUGCUUCUGACGCAGCUUGGGCCAAAGACUUCCAAUGGUAUCAUGAGUGUCUGUCCCCAUGUCCCGGCUAA